AAAUCAAAACAAAACCACAAUAAACAAUAAUACAAAGCCAUCUAAAGAAGAAGAAGAAGAAGAAAGAGAGAGAUGAGCUUUUCAUCGACGGCGGGAUAUUUGGCUCGGCGAGCCGCCCAGAAGGAGAGGGUUCGGAUCCUUUACCGGCGAGCUCUCAAAGACACUCUCAACUGGGCCGUUCAUCGCCAUCUCUUUUACAAAGAUGCGUCGGACCUUCGGGAGAGAUUCGAAGCGAACAGACAUGAAAAUCUUGACACAAUAGAUAAGCUGAUAGAGAAUGGGGAAGCUUCCUAUGAUAAGUGGCGCCAUCCUGAUCCCUAUAUCGUUCCAUGGGCUCCUGGUGGUUCUAAGUUUACAAGAAACCCAAUUCCACCUGCAGGGAUCGAGAUCAUAUAUGACUAUGGGCGGGAAGAUCACUGAAAUCUUCAUUAUCGUGGUAAUAAAUAAAGGACGAAAUGGUUCGUGGCCUCACAAUAGUUGAUGAUGAUAAAAGGAGCUCUUUGAUGUGUAAACUUGAAUGAACACAAUCAUAGUAUUUCCUUGUUGAUUUGCUUUCUAGUUUUUGUUCAGAUAUGCAAAUUUGACAUAGAAAAAGUCACCAUUGGAAGGAUGUGUGAUAUGCUUCAACUUUUGGUUAAUUUAAGUGUUCAUCCUUUGCAUA
Messenger RNA from Cucumis melo (muskmelon), 661 nucleotides. RefSeq names its product NADH dehydrogenase [ubiquinone] 1 beta subcomplex subunit 9. The coding region runs from base 73 to 420 and encodes 115 amino acids. The transcript has 6 exons. Lineage: Eukaryota; Viridiplantae; Streptophyta; Magnoliopsida; Cucurbitales; Cucurbitaceae. Gene Ontology annotation, biological process: mitochondrial electron transport, NADH to ubiquinone. The record is from RefSeq and is a predicted model, not a curated record.